CUGCCACCGCCGCGCGUUGACGGUUAGACGCCACCGCGGGAGGAGAGCCCCUCCCUCCCCGUCCGCGUCCGCGUCCGCCUCAUCUCCGCCGCCCUCUUACUCCCCCUCCCCUUCCUCCACUCCGUCCACCUCGGAAUCGUCGGCGCGACGCCUCCAAACCCCCGCAUCGAUUCCUCCCUCCCACCUCACCCCACCCUUCCGCCCGCUCGAUCCACCGCCGAAGCGGGCGGCGAUGGCGACGCCGUCGUCGUUUUCGUCGGCGAGGAAGAAGGCGCCGAGCCCGCCGAAGCACCGCCACGACGGCACCUCCGGGCUGCCGUUCGGCAUGGACUGGAGCCCGCCCCCGAAGAGAUGGGAGGGAAGGAACACCAUAUGGCCACAUAACCCUCAAACCGGAUGGAGUUACUGUGUGAUGAUUCCUUCUUGGAUCGCUCAGACACCUGAAGCUAGUGCGACUGCUGACAACUUCUUGAAAUCCAUAGUUUUUUACAGGAUACAUGUUGGUAUACAAUCUCCAGAAGGCAUCAGCUCUAGCCACGGAGUUCUUCGAAGGUUUAGUGACUUUCUAAAGUUAUCUUCUGAUCUUAAGCAGGAAUUUCCCAGAAAAGGAAUCCCCCCUGCUCCACCGAAGCAUGCCUUUUCAAGAAUAAAUUCAAGCAGGGUGCUUCUAGAAGAGAGAAGGAACGCUUUGGAGGAGUGGAUGCAAAAGCUACUUUCUGACAUUGAGUUGUCGAGAAGUGCACCUGUUGCUGCUUUUCUUGAGCUGGAAGCUGCUGCACGCUCAUAUUACCAAGAUUGGAAUCAGCGCCCUUCUGAAGUGGGUUCUUCAGCAAAAAGUAGUGCAGAUUCUUCUCCGCGUCCUGAUGAACAUGGUUCAGGUGUUCUCUCUGAGUCCAGUCAAAUGAAUUCAGCCUUUGCUCAUGGUAACGGUCCGACAGGAGCAACUGGUAAUGGUAUGCUGGGAGAGUCUAUCUUAGAUCAGCCCAAUGAGCGGGCUAGUAGCAUGUCAAAUCACAGGAAAAAGAACCAUGUCUUUUUGGAACAUGGUGUUAGGAAUGGUUCCAUAGAUACUUAUAAGGGAGUGGUUUCCGAAGAGGAUCACGAUUCUAACCCUGGCCAUGCCAGGAAGGACUCUGCUGAAAGUAUAGGAAGUGAUUUGAGUUCUUUGAGGGGCAGUGAAUUAUCGGUUCCUGGAGUUAGUAGUUCCCUUUGGGAUGGUCCUGUGGAUCUUCCAAGUGGAAUUGAUGGACAUAGCCAAACAGAACAAUUUACAGGUUUAGAUAUGCAGCUUUUAUAUGAUAUGGAUGCACAAAUCAUCCUUCCUGCUGAUCAAAGGCCGAAGUUGACUAGACUUUUGAUCAGCAUGGACAGAAGACAGGUGACAGCAAAAACUGAUAUGGAGGAUCUCAUAGCACGACUAAAUCAGGAAGUGGCUGUCAAAGAAUAUCUUGCGACAAAGGUCAAAGAUUUGGAGGUUGAGUUGGAAGCUACGAAGAAAAAAGACAAAGAGAUUCUACAUCAGGCUGUUUUGACCGAAAGAGAGAAAAUUACCCAACUUCAAUGGGAUAAGGAUGAGCUCUACAGGAAGUACUCUGAAAUGGAGUCAAACCUGAAGAUUGAACAAAAUGAGAAAACUCGUGUGCAGUCAGAGAAAACAACUGCUAGCGGUGAAAAAGAAAUGUUACUGGAAGAGCUAGAAACUAAACGAAAAGAAGUUGAGAGUUUGCAGCAACAUAUUGGAGAAUUCGAGGCAAAGUCUAAAGCAGAUAUAAAAGUUCUUGUUAAAGAGGUGAAAUCUCUUCGGAACUCCCAAAAAGAGAUGAAGAAAGUGCUGAAUCAGUAUCAUGAGGAGAAGACUGAAUUAGAGAGGAUUGUUAACAGGGAGAAACAGCGGUCAACACGUGCAAGGUUCUCCCGUGAAAAAAUUCUUCACGAAUGCAGACUGCUCCGUGAGCGUCUACAGGAAUGUACUGCCAAGUUUGUUGCAGAUGAGCAAGACACUAUGACUAUUGAUUUAUCAUCUUUGCCUGAUGCUUUAGAUCUUGUGACGACAUCAGACAAUAGAAUACGUUUGCUUGUUGCUGAGGCUCAACUUCUGUCACGAGAUGAUGAACAGGGCUCUUCUGAUGAUGGUGAUAAUUCUGAUGGUAAAUCCUCAGUUACCAUGAGCAGUGAAGAUGCAUAUGUUACUGAUGAAGAGACAACAAAAAUGUUAUCUGAUCUGCUUAUUGACAAUGCACAACUGAGGUUGCGCUUGAAUUCUCUCAUCCGUAAUGCUGUAAAUACUGCUGUGAAGACGGAGAAAGAAGGUAGUGAUGGAACCGUGCCAAAAAAGACGGUGCUUAAUUGGUUAUUGGACAGAUAGAAAAACCAGUAUAUAUUCUUGUGAAUUAGCUCUUCUAGUUAUGCGGCCUUCUCAAAGUUAUAUGAUGAGUAUUGUUAUAAUGUGGGAGUAACAGGAGUGGAGAAAAAAAAAUCAAAAUCUUCCUUACAUGCAGAUCAAGCAUGUGGUGGUGUUGUAUCUCUUAUUUACAAAGAUUGAUCAAGGAUAAUAUAUUUAGGAGGCUUCUGAGCCUGGCCUCCUAGCGGGAGAACGGUAGGGCUCAUAUGGUUUUGGGGAGGCUUGCAACUGGAGUGGUAGAGAACAUGGGUCCCCCUUUUUUGCACCAUACUUCAAUUUGUAAUUGCCGAGCUGAUGGAUAGCUGCAUGGUUGUAUCUUUGUACAGAUGUUUCAGAUGGUGAGUUCCCAGCAGGAAAGCAUUGUACACUAUAGUUAAACUCUGGAUUAAUCUUCUUCACCCAUAGAGUGCUCAACUGUUAAAUCAGUACUUCUUACU
This is a messenger RNA of Oryza sativa Japonica Group (Japanese rice), 2838 nucleotides long. Its product is annotated as PX domain-containing protein EREL1. Gene Ontology annotation, biological process: protein transport. Lineage: Eukaryota; Viridiplantae; Streptophyta; Magnoliopsida; Poales; Poaceae. The record is from RefSeq and is a predicted model, not a curated record. Gene Ontology annotation, molecular function: phosphatidylinositol binding.